UGGUUUAUAGAAGCGCUUUAUAAAGAAAAAUAUGCCAAUUUCUUUUUGACUGAUGCUUCUAAUAAAAACGCUUACGAGCAAAAGUGUUUUCUACAUCUGCAAUUCCAAGCAACCCAAAGUCUUGAAAAUUUACAUUAGACUUCUUUGCAAGCAAAAGCAUGAGAGUGAAAAAAUGACGGCGCUUCCAGUCGCAACCAAAGCUCAAACCUCGUACCAGAAACUACUUCAAACCUCUUCAUCAACCCGUUUGCUGUCCCUCAUCAAAUCAUGCACCACAAAAUCCCAUCUUCUCCAAAUCCACGCCCACAUCCUCCGAACGUCGCUCGUUCUGGACCCCACCAUUUCCUUCCGGUUCCUGUCCCUCGUCGUCGCUCUUUCCCCAUUGAAAAGCAUCACAUAUUCCUGCCAAUUCUUCGACCAAAUCGAAAAGCCGACGGCUUUUCACUACAACAAAAUGAUAAGAGCUUACUCCAAGAGCGACUCGCCGGCGGAGGGGUUUUAUCUGUACAGAGAUUUGCGGCGGCGCGGCCUCUGCGCCGACGCUAUGGCGUCGUCUUUUGUCAUCAAGUCCUGCAUUAGAGUUUCGUCGUUGGUGGGCGGGAUUCAGGUGCAUGCUAGGAUUUUGAGAGAUGGGCAUCGAUCAGACAGUCUUUUGCUGACCACUUUGAUGGAUUUGUAUUCGAAUUGCAGGAAGUAUGAUGAAGCGUGUAAGGUGUUUGAUGAAAUGCCCAAGAGAGAUACUGUGGCUUGGAAUGUAUUGAUUUCUUGUUGUUUGCAUAAUAACCGGACAAGGGAUGCUCUGGGUUUGUUUGAUAUUAUGCAGAGUCAGAUACAUAGGUGUGAGCCUGAUGACGUUACGUGUUUGCUUGUGCUACAAGCUUGUGCCAGCUUGAACGCGUUGGAGUUUGGCGAACGGGUUCAUAAGUACAUUGAGGAACACGGUUAUGGUGGUGCUUCAAAUUUGUGCAACUGUCUUGUAUCGAUGUAUUCGCGUUGUGGGAGUUUGGAUAAGGCCUAUGGGGUUUUUAAGGGAAUGCGGGAUAAAAACGUGGUUUCGUGGAGUGCGAUGAUUUCAGGGUUGGCAGUGAAUGGUUAUGGUAGAGAAGCUAUUGAAGCGUUUGAAGAGAUGCAGAAAAUGGGUGUUUUACCUGAUGAUCAGACUUUUACCGGAGUUCUUUGUGCUUGCAGCCAUUGUGGUUUGGUUGAUGAAGGAAAGAUGUUUUUCGAUCUUAUGAGCAAAGAGUUUGGGGUAGUGCCAAAUGUCCAUCACUAUGGGUGCAUGGUUGAUCUUUUGGGUCGUGCUGGUCAACUUGAUCAGGCCUAUCAGCUCAUAACGUCGAUGGAUAUCAAACCAGAUCCUACAAUAUGGAGGACCUUACUUGGGGCUUGCAGAAUUCAUGGCAGUGAUUCCCUUGCAGAACGAGUGGUAGGCCAUUUGAUUGAACUCAAGGCUCAAGAGGCUGGGGAUUAUGUUCUAUUGAUGAAUAUUUACUCUUCAGCUGGGAACUGGGAGAAGCUAACAGAAGUGAGGAAGUUUAUGAAGGAAAAAGCAAUUAAAACUACACCGGGAUGUAGCACGAUUGAACUGAAAGGAGUAGCACACGAGUUUGUUGUGGAUGAUGUUUCACAUUUGCGGAAGGAUGAAAUCUACAAAAUGCUGGAUGAGAUUACUAGCCAGCUGAAGAUUGCUGGUUAUGUUGCAGAUGUAACAUCUGAAUUGCACAACUUGGGAGCAGAAGACAAGGGGCAUGCCCUCUCUUACCACAGCGAGAAAUUGGCUAUUGCUUUCGGUGUUCUGUCAACUCCUCCCGGCACUCCAAUCAGAGUGGCCAAGAAUCUUCGCAUUUGUGUUGAUUGCCACAAUUUCGCGAUGGCUCUCUCAGGGGUUUACAACAGAGAGGUAAUUAUCAGAGACCGCACCCGGUUUCAUCAUUUCCGGGAGGGACACUGCUCCUGCAAUGGCUAUUGGUAGGAAAAUUCAAGAUUUACAGAAAAGAUGAGCAACUGGGAACAAUUUUCUGCAGAUGAAAUGGAUGGUGGUACAUAGUUAUAGUUAAGUAACUAUUGGUGCCCUAAACUUUACAAGAUGAACAGAAAACGACAGUUCAGCUUCCGAAGAACAAUACUUGCAGUCACGGUCUGGUUGCUGGCAAACCUGCUGAAAUUUGCUGAAUGAUACUUUCUUCCCACAUAGCUUCUAUGAGGGCAAGUUUUGUAAACAUUCAUUUUGGACGAUAAGUGAUUUUUCGAACAAUCUAAGUAUCGAAAGUACGAAAGCUUGUAGAACAAGAAAGUAUUGCAAUUGAAAAGUACGGAUUCACAUUC
This is a messenger RNA of Pyrus x bretschneideri (Chinese white pear), 2325 nucleotides long. RefSeq names its product pentatricopeptide repeat-containing protein At3g47530. Gene Ontology annotation, biological process: RNA modification. Bases 53 to 1972 code for a protein of 639 amino acids. Gene Ontology annotation, molecular function: protein binding; RNA binding; zinc ion binding. Lineage: Eukaryota; Viridiplantae; Streptophyta; Magnoliopsida; Rosales; Rosaceae. The record is from RefSeq and is a predicted model, not a curated record. The transcript has a single exon.